Venustampulla echinocandica is the source of this 630-nucleotide messenger RNA. RefSeq lists its product as uncharacterized. Bases 1 to 630 code for a protein of 209 amino acids. NCBI's taxonomy places the organism in Eukaryota, Fungi, Ascomycota, Leotiomycetes, Helotiales, Pleuroascaceae. The record is from RefSeq and is a predicted model, not a curated record. The transcript has a single exon.
AUGCCCAUCAUAACCACCACCUCCCUCCGCCUCCCUGCCCUCUACAGCCUCGAAAAUUCCGACAACACUGGCGGCCCCUCAAUUCCCUACCUCUGUAAUGAGAAAUGGCAUAUCUCAGCUUCCACGCUCCCCAUCUGGCGCACCAAGCGCAACUGCACAGUGACUUACACGGCCCUCCCACUCGAGGCGCCUAUAUCUCGCCUCAAUAGCCUCACAGCAUACCUCCCCUCCAUCCUAGCCCCCGUACCCUCCCCACCGCUCCCUCGCAUCGACGACCUUGUGCACUACCAGGAGCAAACCUCUGAUGCCGUACAGAGCAUCCACGCCAUUAACACCAUGUGGCCAGACAACCCCGCAGGGUGGAGCUGGGUAGGCGUAGGAUGGUUCCUGUCACUGAUCCAGUGCGAAUGGGAGAUUUUUGGGUAUGGGAAAUUGGAGGGCGGGGGGAACUGGAUGGUAAUGCAUUUUCGAAAGACGUGGUUGAGUCCCGAAGGAUUGGAUCUGUUUACUACGGGGGAGGAGAAAUUAAGUGCUCAGGCGUAUGAAGAGAUUAUGGGACUGGUGAGAAAGUUAGGAAAUGGAGAGUUGGAGGCGUUGGUCGGGGAGUUUGAGAGGAUGGCGAGGGAUUGA